Messenger RNA from Aspergillus fijiensis CBS 313.89, 516 nucleotides. RefSeq lists its product as uncharacterized. The record is from RefSeq and is a predicted model, not a curated record. The coding region runs from base 61 to 267 and encodes 68 amino acids. NCBI's taxonomy places the organism in Eukaryota, Fungi, Ascomycota, Eurotiomycetes, Eurotiales, Aspergillaceae. The transcript has a single exon.
AACUCCAACCCCUCAUCUAAUACUCCGUGGAAUCCCGAGACCACGAACUCCCGAAUCAAGAUGCCAUACCUCCCCACCCCCCAAGCCUACCUGGAGCAAUCCGCCCUGCUUCUGCAAGCAUAUCCUGAUGCAGUACGACACGACACCCAAAUCCCUCCCCUCUCUAUCUUCCCCCGCAGCUCACCAAGCUCAAGCCUACCUCAAUCCUAUCCCCUCCCCUUCCCUCCCCGACUUAACCCCAAACCUCUCAUCAACCCCAACAACUAAUGAUAAUCAACCCCCCAGAAAAUAACAACAAAAUACACCUUCUCCCACGCCACCCGCUCCUCCACCAAGACCAAGACCAAGACCACCUCCAGCACCUCCAGCCCCUCCGCCUCCACAACCGCACAACCCGCCAAAGAAACCCAGCAAUCACCAACUCCCCAAUCGCAAGAAAAACCCCGCAUAGCCACCCUGACCCUCAAGACCUUCCACCCCGGCUCCGGCAUCUGUCUGAAAUACCGGACCAACAAG